AUGACUUUUCAUCCCUUCGAGGUCUCCAUACCUCAUGUCGCAUACGCCGUAUUGGGCGGCUUUGUCGUGUUUUUCGGAAUGUUUUCCCUCUUCAUCAGAGAAAAGCUCUAUAUCGGCGAAGCCUGCUGGGCAUUUUUAUUCGGCGUCAUUAUUGGACCGUACGGUGCGGGCAUAUUCGACCCUAGAGGCUGGGGCAAUGGCAACGAACAGGUCACCAACACGAUCACCCUCGAGUUCACCCGCGUCGUCCUCGCCAUCGGAGUCUUCGCCAUCGGCGUCGAGCUCCCAAAAGCCUACAUGGCACGCCAUUGGAAAUCCCUCUUCUUCCUCCUCGUCCCCGUCAUGACCUGGGGCUGGUUUGUAUCAGCCGGCCUCAUCUACGCCCUCAUCCCGAAGCUCAACUUCCUCUCGUCUCUAGCGGUCGCCGCGUGCCUCACACCGACGGACCCCAUCCUCGCUGCGGCCGUCGUGGGCGGAAAAUACGCUGACAAGCACGUCCCCGCCCACUUGAGGCACCUCCUGGCCGCCGAGUCCGGGUGCAACGACGGCGCUGCGUUUCCGUUCCUCUACAUCUCCCUCUACCUCAUCAUGGACAAGACCACCGCCCGCGCGGUCGAAGACUGGUUCCUCACUCUCUGGCUCUAUCAAAUCGUGCUCGGCACCGUGUGGGGCGCGAUGCUCGGCUUCGGCUUUCGCCACCUGAUGAAGUUCUGCGAGCGCAAAGACCUCAUCGACCGGCAGUCCUACGUCGCGCAGUACGUCUCGCUCGCGCUGCUCACCAUCGGCACGACGACGAUGCUCGGCUCGGACGACCUCCUCGCCGCGUUCUCGUGCGGGACCGCGUUCGCGUGGGACGGCUUCUUCAACAAGCAGACCGAGCAGGCCGUGUUCUCGUCCGUGAUCGAUUUGCUGUUCAACGUCGCCGCGUUCGUGUUCGUCGGCGCGUGGACGCCAUUUAAGCAGUUCGAUAACCCAGAGCUGUCGCUCUCCGUCUGGCGGCUCGUCGUGAUCGCGAUCCUGGUGCUGGUGCUCCGGAGGCUGCCCGCGAUGAUCGCGCUGUACAAGUGGAUACCGGACGUCAAGAGCCUGCGAGAGGCCGUCUUCAGCGGCCACUUUGGCCCCAUGGGAAUCGGCGCCGUCUUCAUCUCCACCCUCGCCGCCGAGACGCUCGCGAGCACGGGCGCGGCGCCGGACUCGCAGACGGGCAUCCUGACCGAGUCGAUCCAGCCCAUCGUCGCCUUCAUGGUCGUCACCUCGAUCAUCAUCCACGGGCUCUCGAUCCCGUUCUUCUCGCUCGGGCGGCGCGUGCACUCGGUCUCGCGCACGUGGUCGCGCCACGUCAACGACGCGGACGCGCCCGAGUGGACGACGCACACGCGCGCGGUCAUGCGCGGCGAGGAUAUCGUCAUCAAUCGCGACGCGGCGGACCACCACCACGCGCCCGUGGACGCGAUGGAGCGCGGGGAGCUGGGCUCGGGCUCGGGCUCGGGCUCGGACGAGAAGUCGGCGACGGCGGGCGAGGCGACGCCGCCGCGCCGCGACGAGGAGAGCGACGAGACGAAGGAGGGCUCGCCCGUGGAGGAGCGGUACAAGGCGGAGAACGCGCCCGACGGGGACGAUAUCCUCCAGGAGUGGAAGGAGGGCCCGCAUCGCGUGAUCGAGCGCCGCGCGGGGCCUGGCGAGGAGGUGCGCGCGUUCAUCCGCUCUGUUUUUUGUUUGUUUGCGUGCGUGUGUGUGUGUGCUUCGAGGGCUGACGAUGGCGUGGUGGCAGGUCGAGGUCGAGGUGCAGAGGAACGUCUACGGGCCGAGCGACGUCGAGCGCAUCACGCGCGCGUUCCACGGGAAGGACGCGCACCACGCCGCGCACGUCUUUUUGGGCGGGCUCGAGCGCGCGGGGAGCAAGAUUGA
This is a messenger RNA of Heterobasidion irregulare TC 32-1, 1908 nucleotides long. Its product is annotated as Na+/H+ antiporter. Gene Ontology annotation, molecular function: sodium:proton antiporter activity. The transcript is spliced from 8 exons. Bases 1 to 1908 code for a protein of 635 amino acids. The record is from RefSeq and is a predicted model, not a curated record. Gene Ontology annotation, cellular component: plasma membrane. Lineage: Eukaryota; Fungi; Basidiomycota; Agaricomycetes; Russulales; Bondarzewiaceae. Gene Ontology annotation, biological process: proton export across plasma membrane; regulation of membrane potential; intracellular potassium ion homeostasis.